Aspergillus bombycis is the source of this 2625-nucleotide messenger RNA. RefSeq names its product PA and RING finger domain protein. Lineage: Eukaryota; Fungi; Ascomycota; Eurotiomycetes; Eurotiales; Aspergillaceae. The coding region runs from base 1 to 2625 and encodes 874 amino acids. The record is from RefSeq and is a predicted model, not a curated record. The transcript has 2 exons.
AUGCGACCGCCACGUUUGAUCUUUCUUGUUUUCUGUUUCAUCUUCUUUCCGAUCUUCCUCACUCUCUUUUCUGUUCUUACAUCAUCGUCUCGUGUGACCACCCCCAGUUCGUUCGCUGGUCGAGCGACGGGACUUCAUGCUCUCUUUUCUUUCAACAUUCCCGCCUCGCUAUUCCCACCGUCUGCUAUCAUCAGUCUGACCGAUGAUAACUCGACAUUCUUCUUGGCCCGGCCGGCAGCGUUUGGCCCGCCCCUUCCCGACAAGGGGCUCAGCGGUCAGCUAUGGAUCGGCAGCGGAUUCGGAGAUAGAACCACUGCUGGGGCGGAAGGGGAACUAGGGUGUUCAGAUAUUCCAGGAUGGGGGGAGGGCGAAGGUCACAGGCAGGACAUACCAGCGGCGUCAGAUGCCAUGCUCGGGAAGCCUGUGGCCGUUGGUGGAGCUGACCCAGCGACUUCGAAUCUGCAUCGUACGGAUCCUAAGCAGGACAUCGACUCACAAGCCAGCACAAAUGACGGUGCUGUGACACCGUCGACGAACGAUGGCACGGAUGAUCACCUGCACCACCCACUCCCCGAAUCUAAAGUAGCAGAGCCGGGUAUCUCUGAGCAGCGCGGGGAUCCCCAGAACAGGCAAACUGAGCAUGCCGAUAUACAAUCUUUACAAGAGAGCGCUGAGAUCAGUGGUAAGGUUGUUCUAUUGAGCCGGGGUGGCUGCGGCUUCUUAGAGAAGGUCAAAUGGGCUCAAAGGCGUGGAGGAAUCGCGUUGAUUGUUGGGGAUGAUACCCGUGGAGGCAGCCUUAUCACCAUGUACGCCCGAGGCGACACAUCCAACGUAACAAUUCCCUCUCUGUUCACCUCGUAUACCACGGCGCACCUGCUCUCGUCGCUUGUUCCUCCGCAGGCCGGGGGAGAUUCGAGUGUAGAUGACCCUUCUGGGCCACGCCACACCAAGCUUUCCAGCCAGAGUACGGCUGGAAACCAGCAGAUAGUGCCUACGAUGACAUCCGCCGCGGCUGUGUCGCCAACUUCCACGCGAUAUGCCACAUCAUCUGGCGGCAAACCGACCACGGCGACCCGCAAGGCAGGCUUCAUUCAGAGUCUCGUGUCCCUGCUGGGAAUUGGGAGGAACAGCGGACGCCUGCCAGAGGAUAGCCAACGACCUCCCAGUAGCGGGAACAUUGACUGGGUCCUGAAGGAUCCCUGGGAUGAUAUGGAGAUGUCUCAGGAUGACACCGAUCGUGUUAACAACCGGGCGAAAGCCGAUAGCGGUGCUGGUGACCGCAAGAAGCCUGAUGUUACUUCACAAGAGGCCGACGGUGAUGGGUUUAUGAUUGGUGUUCAGGAUUGGCGCGACCCGGACCUUCUAGUCCCGCCCAGCAGUUCCAUCCCAUUGCCGAGCAGUGUCCCGGAGUCGGACGCUAGCAAAGCGCAGACUACCGGGAAAGGCUCGCACCCCACAGCCUCGCUCAAGGGCGGCAGCAUAACCCCAGGAAGCGGCGAGUAUCGUACUCUAGAUAAGUCAAAAACUAGCAAAGCAGAGUUGCACAGUUCCAACCACCAGAGCUUGACUAGUCACACUCAAGGAUACCCUAAGCAGAGCAAGGGAUGGUUUGCAAGACAUUUCUCUUGGACGAAGGGUGGCGAGAAGGACUCGAGUCGGCCUGACAGGCGAGAUUAUAUCGAAGAUCGAAAGUUACAUGGUGCAUCUGCGGUCCAGGGUCUCCAGAACGCUGGACAGCUGGAGCACGAUGGUUUAUGGGUCACAUUGACACCGACAAGCAUGUCCACUAGCCCGUUCUUUGAUACACUUCUGAUACUCGUCGUGAGCCCCCUGCUUACCCUGACGGUGGUUUAUGCUCUUUUGCUGCUGCGCUCUCGCAUCCGUCGAAGACGUUGGCGAGCCCCCAAAUCUUUGGUUGACCGUCUUCCCGUAAGGACCUACCACACAAUCAGCACAUCGUCGUCCUCAACAUCAUGCUCGUCCCGGUCCUCUAGCCCUGGCCCGGUCUCACCAACUUCGCCCUUGCUGGGCUCUAAAAACCGUUCGGGACGCCGUCGCUCUCAGGAAACACCGGAGGCCACGGUGGACUUCAAGAGCACCAAAAUGAAGUCAUCCAAGAAAGAGAAGUCUGGCCCGUCAUCCGCGCUCUGGAGGCGCAAAUAUACUGGCCGGCAGGUGGAGUGCGUUGUCUGCCUCGAAGAAUACGUGGACGGACAGAGCAGGGUGAUGAGCUUGCCCUGUGGGCAUGAGUUCCAUGCGGAGUGCAUUACGCCGUGGCUGACAACUCGUCGACGAACCUGUCCCAUCUGCAAAGGGGAUGUCGUUCGGUCAAUGUCCCAGAAUAAGGACGCUGAAACACGCGAAUCUGCGGAGUCGGUUGACCACACCUAUCGUGAUGAACUAGACUCCCAUUCAAAUGCAUCGUCCGCUCCCGUCCCGAUUACGAACAACGGUGAAGAUGAAGGGUCUGACCUCGAACGCCGCGGUGGCUCCGAUGUUGGUCUGCUUGAGCGGCACUCGUCUUCGGCGCCCCCGCCCAACUGGAGAAACUUCGCCGCCCUUAGCUUCUCGGCCCUCAGCGGUGAUACUAUUUGGCAUCAAGGCCGGACCGAUCGCGAGCGAUAA